AUGUCACAGGAGGAAACAGAAGCAUCAGACUGCACAUACAGCGACGAAGCUGAGGCCCAUCGCCAGCAAUCGGUACACGUAUCUACCCUCGGUAACACCGAGCCGACCGCUGAAACUGUCGCUGGCACUAUUGCGACUACUCAGGCUUCUACUUCCUGCAACAAGGCCUCACCGGAACCCAGGGAUGCACAGGUCGGAAAUCUCUUUCGGAGCAGAGAUGCCCCUUCCUUCUUCGGUUCAUCCUACUUCGGACCCCAGGCUGCAGCCAAGAUAAUUGAAGAACCUGCACCAGAUCUCUCAUCUGGCAUUCGUCACGCAUCAGCUUCAGCGCAGUCUUUCCGAGAUGUUGGUGGCCCUUUUUCACAAAUCUGGGACCUACUAGGCAUAUUGCCUCGAAACAAAGCCAGUGUUGACCGAUUAGUUGAUGUGUUUAUUAUCGAGCUCAACUGGACCAUUGACGCAAUCCAUCCUGCUUCAUUCAAGACCAGGUAUGCCGAGUUUUGGGAGCGCAAGUUUGGCUUUGAUGACUACGCAUCCAUCGACUUGCGUUGGCUGGCAUUGCUAUUCAUCAUCCUUGCUUAUGGAGUCUUCUUAGACUGCCCACACCCGAAGAACGCUGAAGUUCAGCGAGACUUGCAGGAAACAUCUCUUCGAUUCUACUGGGCUUCCCGAAGAGCAAUUGUGAUCGCGCCGACAUUCUACGGCGAGUCAACAGAUCUUGUCCGCGCUGGCGUCUUAGUAACGCGCUAUCUCAUACACAUGCGACGAGUCCCAGAGUCCUGGUUGACGACCAGUUUCGCUAUGCGCAUGGCCCAAGCCCAAGGCAUGCACAUUGAUGGCGAGCGAUGGCGACUUCCGCGAAAAGAGACUGAGACUAGAAGGCGACUCUGGAGUCAUUUGUAUACUUUAGACAAGACAAUUGCGUUGGCCAUUGGCCGUCCAUUUGCAAUUGUGGACCAGCAAUGCCUCGUCCAACGAGCAACCAAUGUCUGGCUAGAUGACGAGCCAGAAGAACGUGCUGCGGCUCUGCCCGUACUGCCAAUUUCCGAGCCCACCCUAAGUGUCUAUAAUUUCCUAGCUCAUGAUUUAGCAAAAAUUAUUGGUAAUAUUCAAGAACGCUGCUUCGGCCUGUCGACAUCCUCGUAUGACACUGUUCUUUCCCUGGAUCGGGAAAUUCUUGAAUGGGCAGCCAAAUUACCGGAGUACUAUCGCAUCAAAGACUCUGAUACUUCGCAAGAUGGUGUUCACCCAUUCAUACAUUGGAAUCGCUUAUACCUUCACUCCAUGUACCACUUUGCUCGCGUUACACUCCAUCGCCCAUAUCUGCUGCGCCAAAGUAUUACAAAUCGUUUCCGACACAGUCACGAUGCUUGCAUUUCAUCAGCUUGUGCUGACCUUGCAAUGCGUAUCGACUAUCUUCAGCAGCCCUUGCACGACCGUCUGAAAUGGAGUUUGGGACCUCAUCAUCUAUUCAACAGCGCGCUAGUCCUGGGAAUCGUUGCUGUCAAAGAUCCACACUCGUACCAAUGCGACGCGAUAUUAGAAGAUCUCACUGCUUAUUGCGACAUGCAACGCGGAGACAUCUGGCUGAAUGAGUUUGCACUUGCAGAAGUCAAGAUCAUUGAACUUUGUAUCAAGAAGUCAAAACAAUUUCGUAAAAGUCGUGGCAGCAGCAAUAGAGCAAGUACAUCACUUGGACCGCGAUACAGCGCGACAGUGGACCCUCCAGCUACUGCGUACGCCGGAGAACAAAAUGAUGCCAACAACUUUGUCUCACCAGAAACAAUAAACAGCUCAGAUGAAGUACCAGGUUUACUCAGUUUUGGUGCAGGAGGUCCGUUUCAAUGGCAAGCGCCUCCUUGGGGCGAUCCAUCUACAGACCUGCAGCAAUGGGAGCAUGUUCUCGACAGCAUCACUCAAGAACAGAUGCUUUUUGGAUUUCAAUAA
Molecule: messenger RNA, 1947 nt
Organism: Bipolaris victoriae FI3
Lineage: Eukaryota; Fungi; Ascomycota; Dothideomycetes; Pleosporales; Pleosporaceae
Exons: 3
Coding region: 1-1947 (648 amino acids)
Biological process (GO): DNA-templated transcription
Molecular function (GO): zinc ion binding; DNA binding
Source: RefSeq, a predicted model, not a curated record